Molecule: messenger RNA, 4750 nt
Organism: Drosophila serrata
Lineage: Eukaryota; Metazoa; Arthropoda; Insecta; Diptera; Drosophilidae
Biological process (GO): ERAD pathway
Cellular component (GO): BAT3 complex
Molecular function (GO): misfolded protein binding; polyubiquitin modification-dependent protein binding
Source: RefSeq, a predicted model, not a curated record
CAAAGUUUUCCGGUACGGUCACACCUCGUAAAUUCCAGUGAAAUAUUCUGCCGCUGUUGUCAACGUAAAAAUCGUUACGAUUUUCACAAAUAUCCGCUCUACAUACCAACUUUUGAGCCGAUAAGCAAGCAUUAUUCGCGGCGAAAGAAGAUCAAGUAGCACCGCCUGAGCUUGCGUGAAAACGUGUCCGGAAAAGCCAAAAGGCGGACGAGCCCCAGUGAGUGCAAGCGAGAAAGAGACAGAGACGGUGACAGCGACACCGACACCCUCAGCUCCCCCCUUCCCCCUGGCCAAGCGAACGACAGAUUUCCCAGCGAAAAAGUGAGAAUUCAAGAGACUUUCCAGCGGACAGCGAAAGGCAGCGAAAAUGCAAAUAAAUCUUAAGGUGAAGACCUUAGAUGCUCGCACCCAUGAAUUCAGCAUCGACAAUGAGAUCACAAUCCGUCAGUUCAAGGACCAAAUAGCGGAGAAGACCAACAUAGCGGCGGAGAACCAGCGCAUCAUCUACCAAGGACGUGUGCUUGUCGAUGAGAAGCAGGUGAAGGAAUAUGAUGUCGACGGCAAGGUGCUGCACGUGGCAGAGCGUCCACCUUUCUCGCAGCGCGGAACCAAUGCCCGGAACAAUGAUGAACCGAUGCGCACCUUCCGUAAUGUGGCACGUCCGCCGCCAGGAAUGCGCACAUCCCCCUAUUUCCGUGCCCUUGAUGGCAUGCUGGUGGGCACCAUGGCCAUACCAGUGAACAAUGGCCCUGUGGCCGGGACCCGCACUCCGCCCACUCGCUAUCCCAACUCCUCGUCCUUUUGCAUCAAUCGCAUCACUGUGGCCAUGCACAUGAUCGAUUGCGCCGGCAACAUAGCCGCCUAUUGAAAUCCUGCAGUGGGAUUGAAUAACCAGUCUUUGGACAUCCUGCAACGCGGUCGCUGGUCCAUGGAGUCAACAGUCGUUGAGGUAGGCGUCUCUUCCACUGAUCUGCCACGCAACAACAACAUUAUCGAUAUGGUCCAGGACGCUGUGACCGCUGCUCUGUCACGUACUGGAGCCCGUAACUACACGGUGGUGCAGCUACCCACGGUUUACACCAACGAAAGCGGCGAGACCAGUCAGCAGCGUGCAGUAGAGGCUGCCGGCAGCGAGGGUGCUGCGGCAGGAACACCUAGCGAUGCCAGCGGUGAGACUGCAGCGGCCACUGUCAUCAUUGAGGAUGUGAUUGAAACGGACGAUGAGGCCGCCGAUGGGGCCUCUGAUCGUUCGGCAACGCCUACUCCGGACCCGGAGGUUGAGGGAGCAGUUGGUGGUCAAUCGGCUGCGAAUGCGAAUGCGACUGCAGCUGCUGCUGCUGCUGCUGCCACUUCUGCGGCACCCAGCACCUCCGCCACUGCUGGCGAGGCAGCGACUGAUCAAGCUGGUGUCGAGGGAGCCAAUAAUACGGGCCCAAGACGCCGCACCCGGCCCCAAGUCUUGGCCCAGGUGAUUCUGCAUUAUCGCCGUGUUCAAACACGACUGGCGCCCUUCGUGGAUCGCUACUACGACAUCCUACAGAACGAUCCAACCUUCGAGGAGAGUGACACUGCUGGACGUGAGGAUGCCCAACGCAUCUUUGACCGAGUCUCUGAGGCUUUCCACUACCUUUCGCAUGCCCAGCAUGCCAUCUCCGAUUUAAUGCUUGAUCUAUCGCAGCCAGGACCGCGAGUGCUCACCUGCCGACCGAUUCUCGUUGAACAGAGCGGCUAUAUACGCUCGAAUAAUAUAUUUACGCCCAACUUUUUGGCUCCUCCGCCGGGUCUGCUCAACGAGAUGGGAUUCCGCUCUGGAGAACAUGGUGCCGCUGCACCUGGAACUCAAACUCCCGCCACAGCGGCACCCACUCCGACUGCUGCUCCUGCACCAGCUGCUGCCGCUGCCUCAGAGCCUGCCUCAAAUGUGCAAGCAGCCCAAGCUGCGGCGGCCAUGGUCGAGGUUGCCAAUCGAGCUGCUGGAGCCGCUGCCGAGUUGGCUGUUCAAGCUGCCAAUGCAGCCGGAGCUGCGAACGUAGCUGCGGCUAAUGCUGCCAAUGCAGCAGUUGCAGCCGCUUUUGGUUCGGAAAGCGACCGCGUGGCGGAUCCUGUCGAUGAGCCCAUGGUGGCGCCCAAUGCUACGAGCGGCGCCGGUACUCAGGCUCAACAGCAGUCACGCGUGGAAAUGGAUCCCCAGAUGGAGAUGGUACGACUUCUUCAGACCAUGAUCAACGUGGCUAACAACGAGGCAAACGAAGUUCAUGCCGAGUUCAAUUCGCCCAACAUCAUGUCGAUCAACUUGCCCGUUCAUGUGAUGACUGCCGCAGUGCGUCCGGCUCCCGCUGGUUCAGCCCCAGCUGCUGCUGCAGCUGGAGCUUCUGCUCCGGCCGCGGAAGCCUCCAAUGAAAGUUCUCCGGCUGCUAGCAAUGGCGAGUCCCCGACAGCUGCUUCCACUUCGAAUGGAAAUCGAAGCGGAGAACAGAGGGCCAACACUUUGCCCACCACUUCGACCCAGACUCGCUCGACAUCGCGUCCUCAGAUUCAGAUCGGAGGCAACAACAACUGGGGUGGACGCAUUGCGCCCACGCACACAGCCUUUGAUCGCUUCCUGCCUUGCAACAGUCAUCACAUCAGGGAGCCAGAGCAACUGCAUCAUAAUACCAAUGCGACCGGCAACAACAACCGCAGCACUACUACAGCACCAGCAAGCGGAGCCGCUAUCGUCUCGCCCACAACCGCCGCAGGACCUCGUCCUGUCACCUCUGAUCGCAUCCAACGCGGCAGUGCCAACGUACGCUCCACGUGGUCGUCACGCCGCCAGCGUCCCGCAAGCAAUCAACUGAACAGCCUCCGGCCGGCAGCCUGGGCGCAGGCCCAGACCCAGACCCAUAGCCAGGCCGCCCACGUUGGUAGUGGUAGUGGUGGUGGUGUUGGUGUUGGUGUUGGCAUCCCCACUCUUAGGGGUGGAGCCGCAAGAGUGCGUGUCAUGGGAAGAGUGCCCAUUAAUCGCGAUCGGCUUGUGACGGCUCGACCGGUCCUCGUUGGUGGUGGCACCAACAACACCAACGGCGGCCUAGGAGCCGUCCGUCGGGGGCGCAUCCAGACCGCCACCGGCCGCCUGUCCAGACAAUUCCCCACCCAACUCGCUAAUUUUUUGCUUAAUAAUCUGAGAAAUAAUGCGCAAUCAGCUCCGGCAGGCAGCGCCGCCGUCACCACCGCCGAGGGAGUGGCAGCCAUCUCGGCCACAGCAGCAGCAGCAACAGCCGCCGCAGCAGCACCAGCAUCAGUGGCAUCUGCAACAGUCACCCCAACCGUCGCUGCUCCAUCAUCGCAGGCGAUUCCGACCAUGCCAAGCGUUGAUGCAAGCAACCUGCGCUCGCAGCUGCGCAACUUCCUCAACGACAGCCUGUUCGCCGGCGGAGUGCCCAUCAACGACCAGACGAUCCCCGACGCAAUCGGACGGGCCUUGGAAUGGUUCGGCGAGAGCCUGGUCUAUUUGCCGCAGUACGAACGGCCGGAGUACAACUCCAGGGACUCGGUGUGCAACAUCCUGCGCGUCAGUCUGCGCCUGAUCUUCGAGCUGUGCAGCAGCGCGCCUGGAGGUGCUUCGACGGGAUCGAGUGCUCAGUUCGAGCAGAGCCUCAAGGAGAUCUGUGACCAGUUCCGCAAGCGUCUCUACAGCGUGCUCUUUCUGUGCCUGGGCAGCGCCAAUGCGGAGCUCUAUUGGCGUCAACUGAUGCGCCUGCUGUGCGCUCCCCUUCGAUCUAAUUUCCGCAACGAAGCGCUGCAGUUCUUGUGCAUCUAUAUAGAUCCCACAAUUCCCGCCCAGACGGACACCGUAGAUGCCCAACAGUUCCUUGUCCUGCGCAGCACCCAAGCAGUCUCUCCCACUGAUGCCGCUGAGCCUUUUGUGGCGCCACCGCAUUUGGCGUUUAAUCCACAGCAGCAACCGCAACCACCGCAGCUGGAAGCUCUGGACACAGAUGUGGAAAUGGCCGAAGUGGCUGCUAGCAGUAGUAGCAGUGCUCCCGCAGACACUUUGCCCGCUGUGAUUGUGGGCUCUGAGCCGUGGCACAUGAGUUUCCCCAACGACUGGUUGCCAGUGAUAACCCGCGACCUGCAGACCCAGACUGAGCAAAGCAACCGCCCGCAGCCACCCUACUCUGAUGCCUACAUCUCCGGAAUGUCUGCCAAGCGCCGCAAGAUUAUACAGUCGGAGAAGCCGACGCCCAGUGUGGAGUGCCUCAUCGCCAGCGGUGUGCAGCGGGCCAUUCAGAACUCUGGCCUGGGUGGUGUUAAUGGCAGUGCCCCCAGUUCCUCGAUCAGUGCGGAUACCGUGAUCGGUUCCAUUGCGCAUGACACCGGCAUUCAGGCCUCUUACACGGACGCAGUGCGAAGCAUUGUCCGUGAGAGAAUCAAACAGGAUGCCGACUAUAAGCCCAACAAGUAUCCGCAGAUAGCCAAGUUCGCCGAGCAGAAAUAGGGCGUCGUAGGGCAGUGGAUAAACCUGGCCACCUAGUGCUUGUUGUACAUUUUACUUUAACGCAUCGUAUUUAAUUUAGUUUAAUGGAUAAGUUCUGUUUAAAACGAGGAGACGACGAUUACGGCGACAACACCCACACACGGAGAGGACCUUUAGCAAAUGCUUCGACCUAUAUAGAAUAAUAAUAUCCAAACUGAUAUACAUAUAUGUAUUCUUCACACAACACAAUGGGAAACGACGAACGGGAACCCAGUCAGGAGCAAAAUAAACACA